Molecule: messenger RNA, 2574 nt
Organism: Dunckerocampus dactyliophorus (ringed pipefish)
Lineage: Eukaryota; Metazoa; Chordata; Actinopteri; Syngnathiformes; Syngnathidae
Gene: il20rb
Product: cytokine receptor family member B16
Exons: 6
Coding region: 116-958 (280 amino acids)
Molecular function (GO): interleukin-20 binding
Source: RefSeq, a predicted model, not a curated record
UCCCACAGCAGGGAAAUUCACUUGUUACAGCAGCAAGCAAGAUACGCAAGUAAAGAAUACAUAGUGACACAUGGUUCAGGUGGUGCAGGUGUUGUAGAGCCUGACAGCUGUCGGUAUGAAGGACCUGCGGAACCUCUCCUUUUUACACCGUGGGUGGAACAGUCUGCUGCUGAAGGAGCUGCUAAGGGAACCCACAGUGUCAUGUAGCGGCGAGUUUGAGCUGAUGAUCCUGGACGGAACCUGGCUGGACGUCCCCGAGUGCCAAAAUAUUACACACGCUCACUGUGACUUGACCUUCGACCUGGGUUCUGACUCGGACUACAACAUCCGCGUCCGAGCAGAGUGCGAGUCAGAGAUGUCACCGUGGACCCAGCUCAGUCCGGCUUUCAACAGGAAGGAUACUGUGCUGACGGUGCCCCACAUGGUGGUUUCUGCACCGGGCCAUGCCCUCCAGGUGACCUUUGACCAGGUCCCGCCCACAGCCUCCAUCAGUGUGAUGGUGUGGAAGCAGGGCAACGAGGCCCAGAUGGACGUCUACACUAUCUCAGCAGAGGAGAAAGUUCUACACGUGGCCGCCCUGCAGGAUGGGGAGGUGUACUGCAUCAGAGCUUGGAUGGUUUUGGAGGGGCGAAUCCAAAGCGGCAGCACCGAAAUCCACUGUGAGCCCAUAAAAGGUGCACACGCUACCUGGAAGAGUCCCACCAAUGUGGUGGUCACACUAGUUGUGAUGGCUUGUGUCCUCUUCGCUGUCGUAUGGGCUGUGGUCCACUGCCAUGUCCACGCCUACUGCCAGUGCCUCGACAAGGAGGCACUGCCACGCUCUCUGCAGAGAACAGACUGGGAUGUGGACUCUGCGUUGAGCAUGUACCCGACAGAAGUGUGUGCACAUGUGCACUUAGUGCACAGUGGCGAGCAGGACCGCUUCAAACCAUUACCACUCCAACCAGACCCUUAUUGACUUUUACCAUGAUGUGACACCAUGUAAAGAAAUUAUGCUGGACUGGACUGGUUCUUCUGGCCUUGACAUCAACCUUGACCCAUACAUUCCUGAGAUGUUGAUGGGUUCUUCCUGCAGCUCCGACACCAAGCCCAGACCAACUGGACUGAGAGGAAUUAUUCCUCAGCAGCUCCAGACCCUGAAAGAAAGACACAUGUUCUCUCUGGAUCACAUGCAGUAAAAACAUGUAAAGUUUGUUAUUUUGGGAACCAUCUCAAGGUCAACUCAAUGCGACAAAUAAACCAGAGCCAGAACCGGUAGAGCUCUGUCUGGGUCCAUAAAAGCAAUACGAGUCUUGGGUGGAGUUCAGGCAGGGAGCCAAUGUUUAUUUGUGUGGAGGAAUGUGUGUCCGACCCGAUUUAAAUGGCUGUGCAGUCAAAGUGGACUUUGAGUAGCAGAUAGCAUGGAGGACGGGUCCACUUGGACUUUAAAGUAGUGACAGCAUUUACAUGUAUUGACUUGUAACCUCUGCAAAGCCACUAGAACCUUCUCAUUUGGACCUUUUUGUCGCAAAGACAAAAAUAGACAUCACUCAAACAUAAAAAUAAAUUAACAUAAACUUUAAAAAAAAUGUUUGACCUAUUAUGAUCUUUUGUGAGCAGAACCAUAACCAUAACCACGCAAGGAAGUGGGGAAGUGGGACUAAAAAGUACAGAGUGUAACAGUCAAACCAGAUGAAACUGUGUUGGCUCUGACAGUCCAAUCACAUUUUGUGGAAGAAGUUCUAUAAAGAACCGUCUGUCUGCGUAUGUCAAGCCACUCCGGAAGGUGGGCGGAUGACACAAACAAUGCUAUGCUUUCAGGUGUAAUAGAAAGGUUCUAGUGUUGAGUGACACCCAUCUUCCUGUAUCAACAACAGAAAGUAACAGAAGUAACAGAAAGUGAUCUUGGACCUCUCAUGGAGGACAAAUAAAAACACUGGAAUGCAGCAGGAAUUUGGGCAGCUCGCUGUCAGAAUCGCAGGUCCAGUUGGAUCUUGUGUUCGAAGAUGGCGAUGAGGAGCAUAAUGCCAAAACCCAACAGGAUUCCGGCAUUCUGCAGCAGGAAGAAGCCGCAGUGGCUGAAGCCGUGAUCGCCUGCGUCAUUAUGCAACAUCUCCGGAACCUGAAGAGACAAGGGGUGGCGUCAGCAGGACACAGAAAAAGGAUCUCAAGUGUUGACAACAUCACACCACUGGGGCGCAACACUGUACAUGUCUUCUCCUCAUAGCAGCUGGCAGUGAAGGCAUGCACGUGCGUGUGCACGCGAGUGCGAAGAGGCCAGCUGGCGAUGGCAAAGAGUCACCUGCAGCUGACUGACUCACCAUGUCCACCAGCGCCACAUACAUGAAGAGUCCUGCCGUGAGGGCGAAGAUCCACAUGGAGAUGUUCUCUGCGUAGUGUCCGAUCAAGAUACCCGUCACCAUCCCAAAGUACGCCAUCAUGGCUGACAGCACAUUGUACAGGAUGGCUUGACGCACCGUCAUUCCUGCCUUCAGCAGCACCGCAAAGUCACCUGGGAGACCCAUCAAGCCAUUAAUCAAACUGGCCAUCUUCCCAUCUUUCCCUUGGCAGAGUCCUUCUGCUGACCUCCAGACC